UCACUGUGCGGUGUAGUUAGGCGGGGCGGGGGCUGUAUUGUUGCUGUCGGCUUGCGGGACGUGAAGACUCUUUUCACACCGUUCAGACUUGGCUUAAAACAGCUGAUAAUAACAGUUAUACCAUUAACUCCGUAAAGCUAGUUUGUUUCUUUUGUCAUCUCGAGUCAACAUGGGGAACUGCUUAACUGUGGGGCCGAACGAAGCUCUGGUGGUGUCUGGUGGUUGUUGUGCCUCUGAUACAAGGACCUACACUGUGGGAGGCUGGGCCUGGGCUUGGUGGCUCAUCUCGGACACCCAAAGGAUAACCCUCGAGAUCAUGACUCUGCAGCCCCGAUGUGAGGAUGUGGAGACAGCAGAGGGGGUUGCCAUCACUGUAACAGGGGUGGCUCAGGUGAAAGUCAUGACGGAGCAGGACUUACUGGCAGUAGCUUGUGAGCAGUUCCUGGGGAAAUCAGUCAUGGAAAUCAAAGCUGUGGUUAUACAGACUUUGGAGGGACACCUGCGCUCCAUUCUAGGUACCUUGACUGUAGAGCAGAUCUAUCAGGACAGAGACCAGUUUGCUAAACUGGUGAGGGAGGUAGCAGCUCCCGACGUGGGCAGGAUGGGCAUUGAGAUUCUCAGCUUUACCAUCAAGGAUGUGUACGAUAAACUGGACUACCUGAGCUCCCUGGGGAAGACGCAGACUGCAGCUGUCCAGAGGGAUGCAGACAUCGGCGUGGCUGAGGCAGAGAGGGAUGCUGGGAUACGGGAAGCAGAAUGUAAGAAGGAGAUGAUGGACGUCAAAUUCCAGGCUGACACCAAGAUGGCCGACUCCAAACGGGAACUGGAGCUGCAUAAAGCUUCUUUCAACCAGGAAGUCAACACGAAGAAAGCAGAGGCCCAGCUGGCGUAUGAGCUACAGGCAGCCAAGGAGCAGCAAAAGAUCCGCCUGGAAGAGAUUGAGAUCCUAGUGGUGCAGAGGAAGAAGCAGAUCACCAUUGAGGAGAGGGAGGUUGAACGGACAGACAAAGAGCUCAUUGCCACAGUCAAGAGGCCCGCUGAGGCCGAGGCCUACAGAAUGAAGCAGCUGGCUGAGGGGCACAAGACAAGGACGGUGCUGUUAUCCCAGGCUCAGGCAGAGAAGAUCAAGAGGAUCGGUGAGGCGGAGGCUAGCUCCAUCGAAGCAGUGGGAAAGGCGGAGGCGGAGAAGAUGAGACUGAAGGCUGAGGCCUACCAGCAGUAUGGAGAGGCAGCUAAGAUUGCUCUGGUGCUCGAGGCCCUGCCUUUGAUUGCUUCUAAGGUGGCAGCGCCGUUAUCCAAGACCAAUGAGAUAAUCAUCCUCAGUGGGGAGAGCAACCACGUGACGGGCGAGGUGAACCGCCUUUUGGCUGAACUUCCUGUGUCUGUCAAUGCUCUCACUGGAGUGGAUUUGACGAAGAUCCCGUUUCUGCAGAAGAUGACCAAUGCUCAAGCCUGAAAACGGACGACGCCACAUGACUUCAGUAUCUGUUGUAUGCACUCUGAUCGACUGCCUUUAAUACACUUGAAGAAUUGUGUUGUUUUAUACGUAUAUACUGUAUACCAAGUGAAUUUUGGAAACCUCUGGUGCCUUACUUUUUACAGGGCCAGAAGAUCUGAAUGCACUGCUGCUCAUUCAAAGAUUUUUAGUUUUAUUUUAUUUUCACAUGGGAAUAUUUUGUGUUUUGUUUUUAUUUAUUUUUUUGUAUUUGAAUAUAUAUAUAUAUAUAUAUAUAUAUAUAUAUAUAUAUUGUCCCGUUCUCAUGACAUGUCAUCAAAAACGGGAGCUGAUAUUAGACUGGAGUGAUGCUGGUUAGAUUCAUAUUACCAUGUGACCUGACAUCUGAUGUUAACAUCUAUUCUUUGGUACAUUGGAGUCGUGCUUUUUUAGACCAGAAGGCCUCUGCUCUCACUUUUUACAUUCCGUAUGAUGCAGGCCUUUUUGUUGAUUUAUAUACCUCUUUUUUUAUCGUUAGGCACAUCUGCAUUCUCUAGAUGAUCUGAAUAUGUUCUUAUUAAUUGUAGAGCUUUCUUUAUUUUGUACAUGUUAUAAUGUUUAACUAUUUAUGUUAUUUAAUGUGGAAUUGAUUGAUUUUUACAAUGUAACAGGUGCUUACAAUCUUAAAAGAAGCCCCUUUCAUUGUGCAAAUCUGUUCUCCUGAAAGAAGUUUAAAUCUCUACAAUAUGUUGAUAUCAGGAAUGAUACAGAUGAUUAUUAUUUAUUUUAUGCUGGUAGGGAAAUCGGAAGAAAAAUCUGAUCUUGUGCUGAUAUGGUUAGCUUGUAAUGUGUUUUUUUAUUAUUUAGUGUGGGUGUUAAUGUGAAAACGUUAGUAGUUUCGGCCUUGAUUAAGAUUGAAAAAAUCAGUUGGUGUAUAAAAAAAAGAAGAGAAAAAAAAUCCAUUGGCAAAUUGUAAAAGUGACUGGCUUGGAGUUGUGUGAAAUAUGUUUAUAUUGUGUGGAAAAAGCUUAAUGUGAAUAGAUUUUGAAAAUGAGAAGCCAAAAUAGUGAUGCCAAAUAGAGUAGAUUGUCUUUUCAUUUUCAUUGUAUCAGAAGGACUACGGAUACUGCAUAGUUUAUCUGAUGUUUCAUUUCAUACUACAAGUACCUGUAGAUGCUAAGCCAUGUUCAACAAACCAAACUUCUACACUUUUCAGAGAAAACACACUUUCUGUUCAAUGUCUGCACAUGUCUGCACUGAUGUGUUUUUAAUAACUGUGACAUCAAAUAUAGAAAGAUCUUUUAGCAGAGUACUUAAACGUAUCUAUUUAAAGCAGCGAUGUUGCUUUUUGUAAAUGGUCACAAUGCUUUGUUUUAUAGUCUAUUGCACCAAAUGUUGAGUUUUAGUGCAGUAGUAGAAAUGAUCAGACGUGGAAAGGCUUUUGGAAAAAGAUUGGGGGUGAAGUUGCCAGGUACACUAUAUUAUUGGGCAUAACUCCUAUGACAUGUAUUUCACCCACCUUUGCUUGUCUCCACUAAAUGCUGUAAAGAACUACACCCAUCUACACCAAACCUAAACCAUCAUGUUUAGUUUGAACCUCAUAUCUCAAGCAGGUGACAAAUGAAGUGGUAGUUUUAUUAAGACUGAAGAAACAGCCAUUAUGAGCAUCCUGACACAGAAUUCACAAACGACUGUUGUUAUUAUUAUGAUUAUUGUUGUUAAUAUUGUUUUUUGUGCUCAUCCUUACUUAAUUUAUUUGUGUAUCAUUUGCUGAUAUAGUGACUUGAGAAAUACUGUGAUCAUAAUGAUUUUGUUUAGCUAUAAAUGUGUCCAGUGUAUAUAUGACAUGUUUGUGUUAUAUUCCUAAUGUUAUUUACGUCACGUACACUGUCAAACGGCCAUGAGUUCCUGUAUGCUCUUGCUGCAUGUCAUCCAUCUGUACUCAAAAUAAUCAGUUCACUCUUAGCUAAUUGUCAUUCUAAUAAAUCAAAAUGCCAUACUA
This is a messenger RNA of Cottoperca gobio, 3437 nucleotides long. RefSeq names its product flotillin-2. Gene Ontology annotation, molecular function: protease binding. The record is from RefSeq and is a predicted model, not a curated record. Gene Ontology annotation, cellular component: plasma membrane; cytoplasmic vesicle; flotillin complex. NCBI's taxonomy places the organism in Eukaryota, Metazoa, Chordata, Actinopteri, Perciformes, Bovichtidae. Gene Ontology annotation, biological process: regulation of myoblast differentiation; protein localization to plasma membrane. Bases 170 to 1456 code for a protein of 428 amino acids. The transcript is spliced from 11 exons.